Molecule: messenger RNA, 1257 nt
Organism: Ixodes scapularis (black-legged tick)
Lineage: Eukaryota; Metazoa; Arthropoda; Arachnida; Ixodida; Ixodidae
Product: protein ALP1-like
Exons: 3
Coding region: 65-1132 (355 amino acids)
Source: RefSeq, a predicted model, not a curated record
UCGGCCAUCCCUCGGACGCUGCCGCCUUGUCGUGACUCGUGUUCGUGCCAUCGUGCCUCUUGCUAUGAAUCGCCGCGGGAUCUUCUCCGACCCGCUAGUUCUCUCCGCUCUUAGCUGGCGCGAGAUUGAAGACGCCUAUUUAUUACUAGAAGAACCUCCGAACCGCCGUUUCAAGUCCGAGCGCGGUUUGUUGAACGUAGACCGUCUAGACGAUGAAAUGUUUAGAAGUAUGUUCAGGUUCAGGAAGGAGCACAUCGGAGAGCUUCAGCGUGCUCUUUUGAUGCCGGAGACGAUCACGUCGGCGCAAGGUGUCCAAAUGGACGGAGAGGAAGCCUUGUACGUGACACUACGCCGUUUGGCUUACCCAAACCGAUGGAUCGACCUUGAAGGGGUCUUCGGCCGUCAUUCGAGCGUGCUCUCAAGCGUCGCCUCGAAGGUCAUGCUUCACAUCAACAACACCUUCGGGCACCUGCUGGACGAUCUAAACAUCCACAACUGGCUCGACGUGGCAAAGUUGGAGCAGAUGUCUCGGGCGGUCCAUGCAAAAGGAGCGCCCCUGACGAACUGUUGGGGAUUCAUUGAUGGCACGGCACGCGCCAUCUGCCGCCCCUCAGAGUCCCAGGAGGAGUAUUUCUCUGGGCACAAGCGCCACCAUGUGGUAAAAUACCAAUCAGUUAUGUGUGCAAACGGAAUCAUUUGCGAGCUUGACGGACCAUACAAGGGACGUCGACAUGACUCCGGUAUGCUGCGAGAGAGCCAGCUGUACGACAAAUUGUUGCAGUUGGUGGAUGGCCACUCAUAUGUGCUAUAUGGUGACCCGGCCUAUCCCUUGAGGCCACUUCUGCUCAAGCCUUAUGGCUCAAAGGCGACCCCAGCACAAGUGGAAUUUAACAAAGCGAUGAGUACCGUAAGGCAAGCCGUCGAAUGGGGGUUCGGCAAGGUUGUUGCCGAGUUUGCCUUUGUUGAUUUUAAAAAGAAUCAAAAGAUCCGCAAGCAAAAAGUGGCUCUCAUGUACAGGGUGGCUGUCCUUCUGUCAAACUGCCACACCUGUAUCUACGGAAGCCAGAUCACUAGCUUUUUUGAUCUGGAUCCUCCGACACUGAUAGAAUACCUCCAGCCCAUGUCUAGGUAAUAGCUUUUUUGGUUUGAUUUUAUGUGGCAUGAAAGGCUGGCAAAUUGCCGAUACUUAAAAAUGACAGAGUGCCUUUUAAAAAAGCCUCACAUUUCUUACAAGUGCAGAACCCAGGGAUCCUGGGU